AUGUCCUCUCGCACGCUGGCUAUAGUGUCGUCUGGACAGAGCGCAGGGCUCAAAGACAGGGUGUUGAGGAUGCAUUCUCCUCAGCAUCCAAAGCUCAGGUUGGACGAAGACACGGAGUCCGGCAUCGGCUCCACCCUUGACCUCACAGGCAGCGGCGAGGGUGACUGCAAACAUACAAAUCAGCCCUUUGGAUCACCUUCGUUAAGAGCGGCAGACAGAGUUCCCAGAGAGAACGAAACCCCCCGUCAGGCCUCAGCAGCGAGUCCACGCAAGAUCAAACAGCUCCUUAUCAGCAUAUCCAAGGUCCCUCUUCUCUUCAUCCUUCUCUUCUUCUUUAUUUGCUCCCUGGACACUCUGAGCUCUGCCUUCCAGCUGGCAGGGGGUAAAGUGGCGGGGGACAUUUUCAAGGACAAUGCGGUGCUGUCCAACCCCGUGGCUGGCCUGGUGGUGGGGAUUCUGGUUACCGUGCUGGUUCAGAGCUCAUCAACCUCCACCUCCAUUGUUGUCAGCCUGGUGGCCUCCGGAUUGCUAGAAGUGAAGUCGGCAGUUCCAGUCAUCAUGGGGUCCAAUAUUGGCACUUCUGUCACAAACACCAUAGUGGCCAUGAUGCAAGCUGCAGAGAGAAAUGAGUUUCAGCGCGCCUUCGCCGGAGCAACCAUCCAUGACUGCUUCAACUGGCUGUCUGUCCUGUUUCUGUUGCCUCUGGAGGCGGUGAGUGGGUUAAUGACCCGGCUGUCCCACCUCCUGGUCAGUAUCUUACAAAUCCAGUCUGGGGAGGACGCCCCCGAGCUUCUAAAGGUCAUCACUGAGCCAGUCACAACGCUCAUCAUACAGCUGGAGAAAUGUGUGAUCACAGGGAUUGCCAUGGGAAAUGAGGGCAUGAGGAACAGGAGCCUGGUGAAGGAAUGGUGCCAGUCUGCUGGCAAUGAGAGUUUUGACAACUGUGGCCUUAAUGAGAUCCCAUUGUCGUCACGUGUUAAAUGUAAGUAAUCAGUUUUUGUUUUUUACUUUUUAAAAGCUAAAAAUGAAAUAAAAAUCUCAAAAUCUGUUUUUUUUUUUUCUUCUAUUUUAGGUAAGCAUUUGUUUGCAUCCACACAGUUGUCAGACCUCACAGUGGGUCUCAUUCUCCUGGCUGCUUCUCUGGUGGUCCUCUGCUCAUGCUUGCUGCUUCUGGUCAAACUGCUUAACUCUCUUCUUAAAGGUCAAGUCGCAAAAGUCAUCCAUAAAGUCAUUAACACAGACUUGCCUUAUCCAUUUGGGUGGCUGGCGGGAUACUGUGCCAUGUUUGUGGGUGCAGGCGUCACAUUUGUGGUCCAAAGCAGCUCUGUUUUUACUUCAGCCAUGACGCCACUGGUAGGCAUUGGUGUCAUCAGUCUAGAGAGGGCCUAUCCUCUCACCCUCGGCUCCAACAUUGGCACCACUGCCACUGCUCUGCUGGCAGCUCUGGCUAGUCCUGGGAAUAAACUAGCAGCUGCAAUACAGAUUGCUCUCUGUCACCUCUUCUUCAACGUUUUUGGGAUCCUGCUUUGGUAUCCAAUUCCCUUCAUGCGCAUACCCAUAAAGAUGGCUCGUGUCCUGGGGGAGCGGACUGCCAAAUACCGCUGGUUUGCAGUGCUAUACCUGCUUCUCUGUUUCUUGGUCUUUCCAUCAAUAGUGCUGGGCCUCUCCUUAGCUGGCUGGCGGGUCAUGGCCGGUGUUGGGGGUCCUUUUCUGGGGAUCACCCUCUUCAUCACCACCAUAAACGUGAUGCAGUCUUGUAGCCCUCGCCAUCUGCCCACCAAGCUCCAAAACUGGGACUUCCUGCCUAAGUGGAUGCACUCUCUGAAGCCGCUUGACCGCCUGAUCACCAGCGCAACCGUCUGCUGCAGAGUCACAUGUGAAGAGGGUCAGGAUGAUGAGAAAGAGGAGCCCAUCUUAGAACACCCAGCACCUGUUAGUGUGGAGGAAAAGUCCUCUCAAAGGACAGAACAGCUAGCAUACUCUAACCCGGUGCUAGACUGUCUUGAUGAGACGAGUCCAGGCGUGCUGGUUUUUAAAUUACGAGGGUUAGAAAGGUGCAACAGCACUCCACUGUGAAAACAAAGAUAUUUUAGAGUCCACAAAAGGUUAAAUGGACUCCAACUUAAAAUUGUUUGAGUACUCCAAAGGGCUUUGAAAAAAAAUAGAUGUCAUAGUUUCUAGAUGUCAUUCUAUAACCCCUUAGAUGUAUUAUACAUCUCUACAGCCAUGUGGCAGACAGAAAGCAUUGAUUUAAGAUGAAAUGUCUUAAAGUCUUGCUAUUAAAGCUCAAUGUUGAAAAGAAACCCAAAACAAGGUAUAAUCUGUACUUAAUGGAGGGCUUUGAGGUUCAUGAUUAUCAGUUGAGUAAAUGAUUGAGCUUUGAGUAAAUUAGGCAAGUCAAGCAUUCUUUUUGUUAUCACUUUGAGUGCAGCAGCAUGGAUGUGAGUGGCAUAUUCAUCUGAAACUUUACCUAAAUUGAGGUUUGGAACUUGUGAGCAAUUAAUUUUUUUUAUCAACCGAUUUCUAUUAACCUUCGAGCAUUAUAGUGAAAAGUCUGACUGGCAGAAGCUGUUUCCUGUUUUGUUUUUUAACGUGAGAAAUUCGCUGCAUUGCAAAGGUAUUAACGUUGUUUUUAAACCCAUGAACUCAAUUCCACUUGAAGGGGUAGCAGGAAAAUAAAAUGGCUUUUUACAUAAGUCUGAAACUUCCGGCCUCGAGGGUCGAUGACCUACAUGUGUUUUCCAACUAACCUGCCAUUGAAGCUCUACAUUGGCUAAACACAUCUGAUCCAGGUAAUCAGCAGAAGAUGAGGCAGGAUUUCUUAAAAACCAGCAGGAUGACGCCCCAAGAGUUCCCCACAACAAACCGUGGACUCAAAUACACAAAAUCACAUCAACCCGUUUGUUUCUACACUGGGAUUCAAAGAUACCUGAAUUAAGGUCUUGUUUGCUUUCUCUGCAUCUGGGUCCAGAUGAGCUUUCACACCAGCCAAAUUAACUAAACUUUGAGGUGAAAUGAACUUAUGUGCCAGAGUGAAUAUUUAGUUAAAAUGGUAAAUGGCCUAUACUUGUACAGCCCCUUUUUAAACCUUGCUUUAAGGCCCAAAGUGCUGUACAGUCUUUACAGUCAGUCCCAUUCACCUACACUUUCACUUACUGAUGACAGCUUUACUGUUUUACAAUGGGGCCAACCUAUAACCACCAGGAGCAAUGUGGAGUUCUGUAUUUUGCCCGAGGAUACUUUGACACGUAGGCAGGCAAGGUGGAAAAGGAACUUUUGAUCCUUUGGGAAGAGACCAAUCUCUUUUCCUCAGCACCACAGUCGCUUCCUAGAUAUAAAUCAUUGUAGCUUCUCUGGUAUUCUAGUGAUUAUUCCCCUUGACCAGGUUUAGGUUAUUGGUUAAUUCUAAUUAUGAAUCUUAACUUGAAUAUAUGACCAGUUUUUGUCUUGACCUAGACUUAAAAUACAUGAUCAAAUCUUUGGCAUAAAAAUAUGAAUUAGUUUCACCGGAAAAACUGUAUUUUGACAUCAGUGUUUUGCAGUUUUUCCUGUUGUCGGUUUUAGAAUUAUCCUGGAAGUGAAAGUAGGGCGUUACAAAGCUGCAUUCACACUGGACGUGAAUUUGUGCAUCAAAUUCGCGUCUGCCGCCUCUCUUUCGUCAAGUUUACUGCUCAAUGCCUUAACGCCUGGCCAUGGGACAACCACCAACGUUUCUCUUGAUUUCAUUUGCUGAAAACAUAUAUCAUGUUGAGCAAGUAGCUUGAGUUUAUAUGCUUUGGAGAGCUCUACAGAGGCGCCAGCAAGCACAUCUCAGUGUCUGGGUUUACCGGAUUACGGUUGUAAGAAAAUAUCAAUUCAGUUAACAAUCGCGAUAAUUUAUUUGGUGAUACUUGUAUCAAUUUAAAAUAUUGCCAUGGCGAUAUUUGAUUAAAUACUUAAAAUAAAAUCAUAUAGGUCUGUCUUAUUUUUUUUUUAUUUUUUGCACCUAAAUAUUUUUUUUUAAUUACCAAAAGAAAAGCACAGUGAAUUUACUUGGGUAAAAGCAACUUGUUUACAGUUGCAGUACUUAAUGUUUUGAUCAUUACAUAACAGGUAUUAUACAUUUUUUUACUUUUGCGAAAAAUGUAUUAAUAUUCAUGUAAUUCUUAAGUCAUAAUAAAAAAAAUAAUGAAAUAUUUUCUGAUUCUGUCUUAGGAUGUAUUGCAAUAUGCAUCAUAUAGCCAGAUUCUUGCAGUCUCUUCCAAAAAUAAUAAAAACACCAUAAUCGAGCGGAUCUUUUUUCAACCAGCUGAUCGAGUCACUGAAAAUGUCUUGUGGCCAAGCUGACUCCCUGGUUAGUUGACACAGCUCGCUACAUUUGACACUCAAAUUGAAACACAUCCGACAUUAAAAUCGCACCGCAGGACUUCAGAUCACAUUUGCACAUAGACUUAACAUUGAAACUCGACGCCCCUGCCGUGCAAAUUGCAUCCGUUGUGAAUGCAGCAUUAAGUAAGACUGACCGAAGCGAAAAAUACAGAAAUUCACAUUUAUGCUAAUUUUCAACUUAAAUGACCCAGUGGCGCUAACAGUUUUGGCCUAUCAAGAAAGCUGUCUUACAAUUAAAACCCUCAUUUCAACUGGAACUGGUAUCUACUCCACAGUACCAGACUAUAGAU
Molecule: messenger RNA, 4658 nt
Organism: Oryzias melastigma (Indian medaka)
Lineage: Eukaryota; Metazoa; Chordata; Actinopteri; Beloniformes; Adrianichthyidae
Gene: slc34a1b
Product: solute carrier family 34 member 1b
Biological process (GO): intracellular phosphate ion homeostasis; sodium-dependent phosphate transport
Cellular component (GO): brush border; vesicle; apical plasma membrane
Molecular function (GO): sodium:phosphate symporter activity
Source: RefSeq, a predicted model, not a curated record